Molecule: messenger RNA, 1626 nt
Organism: Kuraishia capsulata CBS 1993
Lineage: Eukaryota; Fungi; Ascomycota; Pichiomycetes; Pichiales; Pichiaceae
Exons: 1
Coding region: 1-1626 (541 amino acids)
Biological process (GO): transmembrane transport
Molecular function (GO): transmembrane transporter activity
Source: RefSeq, a predicted model, not a curated record
AUGGAGGAAUUCGAACUGGAUACAGCUGUGCAUCUGAGUGCUAGUUUAAGCCCCAUAGAGUUGAAACAAGCGACAUUGAAGAUGAAUGGCAAUUCUGACGAGGAUGAAAGACAACGCGGAGGUGAGGAAAUACAACAAAAGGAAAAAACACUUGAAGAGUCUCUUAAUGACAUCAAUGAGGGUCCACCAUAUUCCAUAUACUCGAGUUUUGAGAAAUAUCUGAUCAUACUCGCUUCCUCUUGUGUCGCGUUCUUCAGCACGAUAUCUUCUCCCAUUUACCUUCCCAUUCUUCCUCUUCUUGAAAAACAGUUCAAUAGCUCGGAAGAAGGAAUGAACAUAAGCGUUGUUGUGUAUUCAGUAUUUCAAGGCAUAGCGCCUACUCUGUUCUCGAAUCUCUCUGACCAAUAUGGAAGACGACCAGUGAUAUUGGCCUGUCUGGUUAUAUACAUUCUAUCCAAUGUCGGACUGGCGCUGAACAACUCAUAUGCUGGGCUGUUGUUGUUGAGAUGUUUGCAGGCUCUAGGGAUUGCCUCAACUGUCUCCAUUGUGUCCGGAGUUGUCAGCGAUCUGACCACCAAGAGAGAAAGAGGGUUGUACAUGGGUACAUACACUAGUUUCUCCAAUCUGGGUCAGACUUUUGGAGCACUGAUCGGCGGGGCUAUUGAGGUCUCCUUCAACUGGCGUGCGAUAUUCUGGGUCCUUGCGAUUGCCUCAGGUACAGUGGGGAUACUGUUUUUUUUGGGUGUUCCUGAGACCAACAGGUCGAUGGUGGGCAAUGGGUCUUCCCUUCCACAAAGAUUCAGGAUCAUUAGCAGACCUCCCAUUUUGACCUUACCAACCUUCAGGCGAAGGAGAAUUAGACCGGGUGAACAGAAUCCUACUUUGGAGAAGAAAAAAAAGUUCGACCUCCUAUCGCCCAUUAAGACCCUGGCGAACGCAGAGGUAGCGUUGAUUCUAACACCCAGCUCUGUGUCGUAUUCGCUGUGGUUAAUGAUGCUAACCACAUUAUCUGUAUCCAUUCAAAAAACAUACGGGUGGACAUCUGCCCUCAAAGUUGGCCUCACUUACAUCCCUGCAGGCGUCGGUGGAAUGGCAAGCUCCAUACUUUUUGGAAAAUUGUUGGACUACAACUACAAAAGGGUUUACAAGAAGUUUUUGAAAGAAAACGAAGCUCUGGAUCAGCCAAGAGAUCAGGCAGAAUUUGAUGUGUUACAGACGCGAAUUCCUGUUUUUUUCGGUCCCGUUAUUCUAACUAUUGUGGGUACUUUACUGUUCGGAUGGUCCAUAGACAAUGAAAUUAACGUGGCGUGCGUUAUUGUCGGUUCUUGCCUCCUAUCAGCAGGUGCAAUGCCAUUUGUGACUGUGUCAACAACAAUUCUUGUGGAUAUGUACCCAAACAAGUCUUCGGCUGCCGUUGCCUGUUUAAAUCUUACGAGGUGCCUGACUGCCGCGGUUGGCCUGGCAGUGCUUAGUCUGAUGAACCACAGCAUGACCAUUGGGGGGACCUAUACUUUUCUGGCAGGUCUGACACUCAUUUCAAGCUCUUCAUUGCUGUUUUUAUAUGUUAAGAGAGACUUCUUUCACGAGCGGCGUAUGCGCAGGAUUGAGGAGCACCGAAGCGGGUAG